Molecule: messenger RNA, 1095 nt
Organism: Clavispora lusitaniae ATCC 42720
Lineage: Eukaryota; Fungi; Ascomycota; Pichiomycetes; Serinales; Metschnikowiaceae
Product: zinc-binding alcohol dehydrogenase family protein
Molecular function (GO): oxidoreductase activity, acting on NAD(P)H
Source: RefSeq, a predicted model, not a curated record
AUGUCUUCUACAAUCCAAGCUGCCCUCGUCUCUUCUUCCCAAGAUAAGCAUCUUGUCGAAUCAGGUGAAAUCCCAUUCCCACAAAUCACAGACGAUGAGAUUUUGAUAAAGGCUGUGGCUUUCGCUGCCAAUCCAACUGACUGGAAACACAUUGCGUUUAAGAUUGCCAAACCAGGCGAUAUCUCGGGCUCUGAUGUCAGUGGAAUUGUCUUCCAUGUCGGUAAAAACGUCAAAGGUUUCGCAGAGGGCGAUAUUGUCUCUACUUUCGUAAGAGGCGGUGUUUCGCCAGAGAAAGGUGGCUUUGCUGAGUAUGUGAGAGCAUCUCCAGUUUCUACUAUCAAGUAUGCUGGUCCUUUUGAAAAGGGCCCAUUGACUCCAAGCAAGGAAUAUCCAGCUGGUCCAAUUGACUCCUACGAAGGUGCAGCCAGUGUUAAUUUGGGCUUGGUUACUGUGACCUUGUCCUUUGCCCAUUCUCUCAAGCUUAAAGCCGACUCUAACAAGGCAAUUUUGAUCUGGAGUGGAGCUACAGCAACAGGUAUUUUGGCCAUUCAAUUGGCCAAGCUUUUGUUCGGUUUGAAGGUGAUCACGACUGCCUCUCCAAAACAUCAUGACUUCUUGAAGUCUCUUGGAGCUGAUGCUGUGUUCGACUACAAAGAUCCUGAAGUUGUGUCUAAGAUUAGAAAGUAUGCCCAAGGAUCUAUUGCUUACGGCUUUGACACCAUUUCCGAGGAGGCCACAUUCCAGGCCCUUUACGACGCUACUGAGGGAAGUGAGAAUGUGGCUUUGGACAACCUUUUGGGCCUCGAUGGUUCAAGUAUCAAGACAAAACCAGGCCGUCACGUUUCGUUUGGCAAGACUUUGGCAUAUCUCGUUUUCGGCAAGAGUGUUUCAAUGGGUGCUGAAUUCAAGUUCACUCCUGAGAUUCUUGAUGAGUACAACCAGUUGUGGCCAAAGGUACUCGAAGUUGUUCCUCAGCUCAAGCACCACAAGUUGAAGGUCUUGCAGCCAGGCUUUACCAGUGCUUCCGAAGCCUUGAACCUUUUGCAGCUGGGCAAGGUGAGCGGAGAAAAGAUUGUUUGGCGUGCCCAAAUUUGA